Morchella importuna is the source of this 1695-nucleotide messenger RNA. RefSeq lists its product as uncharacterized. The record is from RefSeq and is a predicted model, not a curated record. Bases 1 to 1695 code for a protein of 564 amino acids. The transcript is spliced from 6 exons. NCBI's taxonomy places the organism in Eukaryota, Fungi, Ascomycota, Pezizomycetes, Pezizales, Morchellaceae.
AUGGCAACAGCAGCAGCAGACAAGGGAUGGGAGAGCUACCCAAAGCGUUUACUCAACUAUGACCCACUGCGCGAGGAUGGAGUAUCCUAUGAUGCGCGACUAGCCAAGGAUAACAAACGUCUAUUUACCGAAAAGGGAAAUAUCAACGUGGAUGUUCUCGAUAUCUUUCGCGACGAGUUUGUCGCGGAUAACAAGAAGCCUACUACAUACCAGGAUACAGAUGCUUUUGAGGAGUGCCUUACUAGCUCACCACCCAAUAGGGAGUUCAGAUUUUAUACAUUGAAACCAGCGAACCCAAAAGUGAUAUCAAGAAGUCGUGUAGCUAUCCCAGAGGACACUCUGAGGAAGCUCUUGACUGUGCAUCAAGUUAUGCCGGGGUUUAUCGACUUUCUUCAGGCAUUUGGAAGAAGGGCUAGCUCUAGCGAUACUGGCUUUGGGGGUUGCAAAAGACGCAUUGAAUAUGCACCAAACAGCAGCAAGCAGAGAAACAUGAAAUCAUAUGAAAUAUGUUACAAUAUCAAAUUUGCUGAAGAGCACGGACGAAAAGAAAAAGAGGAUGAGCCACCAAAAGACCCUUGGUCAAUACGACAAACAUGCAUCUACCAGAAAUUCGAAUAUGAGAAGAAAUCAAGCACAUGGAUCAUGGUGCAGCCCUCAGACAAGGCUACAACCAGACUGAACGAGGUCUUCAAGGCCAGAGCAGAGGAAUACAUCGAGGACACUAUGCACAAUCCUAUGGAUAUUCACUUGGUGUUCCUCUCAGGCGCAGCUGAGAACUGGAGGUGGUACUACAACUACCUUGAGAACAAAUUAUAUGAAACGACGACGGGAGCCUUGAGCUCAGCCGUUGGACGAAGGGGGAAAACGGUGACCUUUGGAAACUACAACCAGCACCUCGACUUUGAGGUCGAAUUCAAGGAUGUACAGGAACUCCAGAGGUUUGAGGAGAAGGUUCAGAGCCUACUUUUGGCUCUGGAGACAAACAGGGAUACCAUCACAACAUUACAAAAACAUAACGAUCAGUUGAGGAAAUGUGGUUUGGGGCUGGAAGAACACCACUUCACAGCAGUAGACGAUUCGCUAGAUACAUACCUUACCGAACUCGCAAUCUACAAACGAAACGUUGAAGCCCUACUCCAACGCAUUCGUGGACGAUCAAGAUUGCUCUACAACAUCCUUGACUACCGAAAUGCCGAAACCGCCCACCGUCAUGGCCAAAAAAACGUCGAUUUCGCCGAACUCGGCCGCCGCGAUACCGACCUAAUGAUGAAGAUGACAAAACGUACUACCCGAGAAGCCGUGGCCGUAAAGAUUGUGACCUUCGUCACACUAUUCUACCUUCCGGCCACAUUCGUUGCAACUUUUCUAUCAGCAAAUUGUGUAAAGUUCGUUGAAGAAACCGUAAACGGACGGAUUAUAUCACGAAUGGCGGUCUCGAAAGAUCUGAUCCUGUUCGCUGCGAUAACCGGUCCACUGAUGUGUAUCACACUAAGUAUCUGGUUUAUCUGGGAUAGAAUUGAAAAGAGACGCGUCAUCGAGGAGUGCGGCGAUAAGCCAAACCGAAAUCUUGAGGCUGCGAAACGCCGUCAAUUACAAAAUCAACUCGCGAUCUUUGAAGCUGAGAGACGCAAUGCCCAAGAGGAUGCGCAAGCCGCACAAGCCGCACAAGCUGCGCAAGCUGUCAUCUCUCUAUGA